GGGCGGCGGCGCCCCAGCCCAACUUGGCCUCGGCCUCGCCCUCUGCCCAGCCCGCCGGUGUCCCCUCCUUUCCGCGAUUCCGUUUCUUCUCACGCUCCCCCCACCCUCCCUCCCGCGUCCAGCCCCGCUCUUCCCACCUUGUAAAACAAAGCCGGGGAAAAUGCCUGCCCGUGCAGCUCGGAGCGUGCAGCCCGUCUCUGAAUAAGAAGUGAGUACAAUGGCGUGUUUGUAAAAGCUUCAAGUCCGUCUUUUUCAAAAAAAAAAAAAACACCAUUUUGAAUGCUGCAUGCCUCAUGCUUCCCAGCGCCUCGCGGGAGAGACCCGGCUAUACAGCAGGAGUGGCGGCACCCGACUUGCUGGAUCCUAAGUCUGCCGCUCAGAACUCCAAACCGAGGCUCUCGUUUUCCACGAAACCCACAGUGCUUGCUUCCCGGGUGGAGAGUGACACGACCAUUAAUGUUAUGAAAUGGAAGACGGUCUCCACGAUUUUCCUGGUGGUUGUCCUCUAUCUGAUCAUCGGCGCCACCGUGUUCAAAGCAUUGGAGCAGCCUCACGAGAUUUCUCAGAGGACCACCAUUGUGAUCCAGAAGCAAACGUUCAUUUCCCAGCACUCCUGUGUCAAUUCGACUGAGCUGGACGAACUCAUCCAGCAAAUAGUGGCAGCAAUAAAUGCAGGGAUUAUACCUUUAGGAAACACCUCCAAUCAAAUCAGUCACUGGGAUUUGGGAAGUUCCUUCUUCUUUGCUGGCACUGUUAUUACAACCAUAGGAUUUGGAAACAUCUCACCACGCACAGAAGGGGGAAAAAUAUUCUGUAUCAUCUAUGCCUUACUGGGAAUUCCCCUCUUCGGUUUUCUGUUGGCCGGAGUUGGAGAUCAACUAGGGACCAUAUUUGGAAAAGGAAUUGCAAAAGUGGAAGAUACUUUUAUUAAGUGGAAUGUGAGUCAGACCAAGAUUCGCAUCAUCUCAACAAUCAUAUUUAUACUGUUUGGCUGUGUCCUCUUCGUUGCUCUGCCUGCGAUCAUAUUCAAGCACAUAGAAGGCUGGAGUGCCCUGGACGCCAUUUAUUUUGUGGUUAUCACUCUAACGACCAUUGGAUUUGGCGACUACGUUGCAGGUGGAUCGGAUAUUGAGUAUCUAGACUUCUAUAAGCCUGUCGUGUGGUUCUGGAUCCUGGUAGGACUUGCUUACUUUGCUGCUGUCCUGAGCAUGAUUGGAGACUGGCUCCGAGUGAUAUCAAAAAAGACAAAAGAAGAGGUGGGAGAGUUCAGAGCCCAUGCUGCUGAGUGGACAGCCAACGUCACGGCCGAGUUCAAGGAAACCAGGAGGCGGCUGAGCGUGGAGAUUUAUGACAAGUUCCAGCGCGCCACGUCCAUUAAGCGGAAGCUCUCGGCAGAACUGGCUGGAAACCAUAACCAGGAGCUGACUCCUUGUAGGAGGACCCUGUCAGUGAACCACCUCGCCAGCGAGAGGGAUGUCUUGCCUCCCUUACUGAAAACGGAAAGUAUCUAUUUGAACGGAUUGACGCCACACUGUCCAGGCGAGGAGAUUGCUGUUAUUGAGAACAUUAAAUAGCCCUCUCUUUGAAGAGCCGUAGGCAUAGCCAUAGGUGAGGACUUCUAUAUGCUCUUUAUGACUGUUGCUAGUAGCAUUUUUAAAAUUGUGCAUGAGCUCAAAAGGGGGAAAAAUAGAUACACCCAUCAUGGUCAUCUACCAUCAAGAGAAUUUGGAAUUCUGAGCCAGCACUAUCUUUUUGAUGAUGCUUGUUGAACGGUCCACUUUCUUUGACGAGUGGAAUAAAACAAGCCAUGUCUGAUGCCUUUUUGUGCCCAGACUGUUUUCCUCCCUUUUUUCCUAACGUGCCAUAAGGCCUCAGAAUGAAUUAUAAUUGUUUCUGGUAAUAAUGUAGCUUUGAGGGAUCAGUCCUUAACUUUUCAGGGUCUACCUAACUGAGCCUAGAUACGGACCAUUUGUGGAUGACAACAUUUCUUUUUGUAAAUGGCAAGAAAUUCUUAUGCAGCCUUUUACCUAAGAAAAUUUUUGUCAGUGCCUUAUCAUAUGAAGAAACAGAACCUCUCUAGCUAAUGUGUGGUUUCUCCUUCCCCGCCCCACCCCUAGGCUCAAUUCCAGAGUCCUUUACCCCACAACUCCCGUUUGAGUACCAUACCUUGCUGGAAACAGUGUGUAAAAUGACUGAAGUGAUGAUGCCCGAAGAAGGAAUAGAUGCCAAGUUAGAUGGACACUGACGCAACACUCAGAAACCCUAGCGUUAAAGGCACUGCAGAGAAAUGAGGUGCAAGGAUGGCCCCUCUGAGUAUUUAUUUGACUCCGGUACCAACGGUACAUACAUACAGUGUAAUUACUACCAGGCCAGUAAAACUGGCUGCUCCCAAACAGUCCCCUUUUUCCUGGCAGUAUUUGGAAUUUAACAUUUAUUAAUCACUAUACAUCUUUGAAAGGUGGAAGAAGAAAAUCCAUAUACAUAUAAAUGAUUUGACAGAAUAAAACUGUUAAAAUCGAUAUUAUUGAAGGUGAAUUUUGACAAUUGGUGUGAACUGCCAUUCUGAUGAAAGGAAGACAGUAAAACCAUGUGUUACAAGCAUUUGCUAAUAAACGUUAUACUGCCAGAACCUCUUUGCUUUUUGAUGUAGAAAAGGCUUAUAUGAUUUUCUUUCCUUGGGUGACUUUUGCCAGAGAAGGGGAGGAGAUGUGCAGUCAGAGGUGGGCACAGUCCUAGCCUUCUGUGGGUAUACCUCUGGAGUUGUGACUGAGUGUGAGAGCAGAAGUUGAAACUGGGAUCGCUGUGAUUUUGCACAUGGAAAAAUGCAGACUGCAGGCAUAAUUCAUCUCUGACAUUACAGAAAAAGCUGUUAUAGCACAAUUUAAACCUUGAGAGCUUUUUUUUUUUAAGAUAGAAAAGGUUGAUAAUCCUUUUUAGUUUACUUUUAUAUCCUACAACUCUUUGGAUGUUUUCGAGAUUCAGAAGAAAUUCAGUAAAGGCAUCUAGUAGAUUGCUCCUCUUUCUUUAUUUUCAUACAUAGAUCUGCUGUACAUUGUAAAUAAAAUUUUUAAAAUGCAGAAAGAAAAUGGUUUCCCUACACAGAACUGCAAAAUAUUACUCUUACUCUGGUGGGUGGAGGGGGAGGUAUCUGAAUAAGUGGCAUUCAGAUUAGGGUCUCAUUAAAAAAUAAACCCCGGAUCUUUAAAAAGUUAACUUAAUAGAUGCUUAUUUUCCAAAUUUUAAAUUUAAGCUAGAAAUGUAAAUAUUCAAUUAACUUGUUGGAGGUACUUUUAUAAACUUAAAAAAUUCUAACCAAAUUUUUAGAAAGUCAGGCUCUUUUAGAAGGAAAGCAACACCCAAUUCCUCAGUAACUGUUCUGAAAGCUCGUAUGGUGGAACGCACCAUGUAUAAACUGUGAAAUUGCAUUGGCAAAUAAAGUUUGUAAUUAAAGUCGGUAUUUUCUGAGUCUCCUGCUUGCUGCUGAGGAUUUAGAUCUGAUCCUGGCUGUGCAGAACUCCAAGAUGUCACUUUUCAUGCUGAGUUUCUGUGGCUCUUUCGUUCACAGUAUUCAAGAAAUAUUUUUAAUGCAGUAUGACUACCCUUGUUAUAUGCGCGCGGGCGUUCUUCUUGGUGGAUGUUAAUCAGAAGUAAAUAUUCUGAAAUUUCAAUUUUGAAAUAUGAUGUUUGAAAUAGCAUAUAAAUUCAAGAUUGUUUCUAUUAAAUUAUGUUAUAUCACUACCUUAUUUUAUCAUUGUUAGACCUUGUCUUGACACUGAAGUAAUCGAAAUGCCAAACAUGGGCACCUGAACGUUUUCUGUAAGAAAAAAACAGUCAAGCAUUCUGGCAGUGUUGAAGCCUAAAGAAGGUCAUUGCCAGCUAAUCUCCUAGACCCCAUACCCCAAGUAUUUGGAGUACAUGCCUUGUCAGUGUCUUCCAUGAAUUUACUGAUUCAUUCCCAAGCACCUUGACAUUCAGUAAAUAUUCUAAAACUAGUCCCCAAUGUUCUCCUUAAGAUUGGGGAAAAAAAUCUAAGAAAGCAUGUGCACAUUAUAUCAAUUUUAUUUUUUCAAGUUCCAUUUUGUUUACUUCUUGUGGAAAAAACACUGAUAAAGAUUUUGACAUAGUCUCUGAGUUUAUUUUUUCAAUGGACCAGUUUAAAGAGUAAGUAGUUUUGCCCUUAAGGACAUGUAAAAAAAAAAAAGUACCAAACCCAGCAAGGAUUAGGAACUCCCUCAUCUGAAAUCUUAGGCACGGAUGCUAGGCAAGGCUGUCUAUGUACCUUACAGCGAGUAAAUGCAAAAGUGAAUAUUUUGGAGUUUUUAAAUUUAUCACAUACAUCUAUAUACUUUGCUACCAUAACUCAUGUCAUGCAUCCUUUUUUUCAAUAAUAUUUCACUCUUGCAAAACAGGAAAAAGUGAAACUUCUAAAGCCAAGAGGGACUUGAAUAAUUUGUGUCUUGGCUUCAAAAAAUGAAUAAAUAAAUAAGAGCAGGGUGUAGGGCAUGGUUUCCUUCUCAAAUUCUAAGGAACAGGUGACAUAUAAGAAGGAUUAAAUGCCACCUCGCUUUGUGUAAAAAAUCUGUAUGUCUUUGAUUCUGAAGGCUAGAAGUUCAAACAAAGAAAUUUUAUGUGGAAUACCAGAAAAAAAAAAGGUAGACAUUCUGAAGACUUGAGAUAUCUAUUUAUGCCCAAGAACUGGAGGCCUCGAUCAACUUUUUUUUGUUUCCUUUUUAAGAAAAACCUGUUUGCUGUUCUAGUCAAAUCAUAACUUAUUUGUGGUGUGUGUUCCUUAUCAUAGUGUGAGUAUAAAUUUGCUUUUGUAUAAAGUAAAAGAUGUCUCUAUUUGAAUACUCAUAACGCCAUUAAAAUUAAUAUGUAACUUUU
Messenger RNA from Vicugna pacos (alpaca), 4884 nucleotides. RefSeq names its product potassium two pore domain channel subfamily K member 2 (gene KCNK2). The record is from RefSeq and is a predicted model, not a curated record. Gene Ontology annotation, molecular function: potassium ion leak channel activity; outward rectifier potassium channel activity. Gene Ontology annotation, cellular component: plasma membrane. Gene Ontology annotation, biological process: stabilization of membrane potential; potassium ion transmembrane transport. Lineage: Eukaryota; Metazoa; Chordata; Mammalia; Artiodactyla; Camelidae.